Clarias gariepinus (North African catfish) is the source of this 2931-nucleotide messenger RNA. It is a transcript of the gene slc26a3.1, whose product is annotated as solute carrier family 26 member 3. The record is from RefSeq and is a predicted model, not a curated record. Gene Ontology annotation, cellular component: membrane. Gene Ontology annotation, molecular function: oxalate transmembrane transporter activity; secondary active sulfate transmembrane transporter activity; chloride transmembrane transporter activity. The coding region runs from base 62 to 2314 and encodes 750 amino acids. Gene Ontology annotation, biological process: transmembrane transport. The transcript is spliced from 19 exons. NCBI's taxonomy places the organism in Eukaryota, Metazoa, Chordata, Actinopteri, Siluriformes, Clariidae.
ACACACAGGAGAUGCAGUAACUCCCCCUGCUUUUCACCUCACCUGGAUUUUACAAAGUCAAAUGGAAAAAACAGCAGAACUAGUUGAUGGACACUAUUUGGUGGAAAGACAGAUAUUCUCUGAAGAUUCCUUUUCAGAAGAACACAAAAAGAUUACCAGGACACACAAGGGGCUACUAGAUCAUGUUAAGGAAUAUUUUACGUGUGAUUCAAAACGUGUAAAGAAUGCAGUAUUGUCUUUCCUUCCCUUCAUUGGCUGGAUGAAAAUAUACAGAUUUAAACAAUGGCUGCUGAGUGAUGCAAUAUCUGGAGUUAGCACAGGACUCAUAGCUGUACUUCAAGGACUUGCAUUCGCCUUGCUGGUUAACUUACCACCGGGAUAUGGACUAUACUCUGCAUUUUUUCCUGUUUUGACCUACUUCUUCUUGGGCACAUCCAGACACCUGUCAGUAGGUCCUUUUCCUGUUCUGAGUCUGAUGGUUGGCAGUGUUGUAGCAAGGAUGGUACCUGACCAGGGCGAUGGUGUGCCUGCCAACAUUACAGGAUUUGAAGGUUUAACCAUGGAUCAGAAAAGAGUUAUAGUCGCCUCUUCUAUUACAUUUCUUAUGGGCAUUUUUCAGCUUGCCAUGGGACUGCUACAGGUGGGCUUCAUAGUCAUUUACCUGUCUGAUACUAUGAUAUCUGGGUUCACUACUGCUGCUGCAGUUCACAUCCUCGUAUCACAGCUCAAGUUCGUUCUUGGGUUGACGGUACCAGGAAUAAGUGGACCAUUCAACAUUUUCUUUACUUUGGAAAAGGUUUUUACACAGCUCUACAAGACAAAUGUGGCUGAUUUGUUGACCUCGAUUAUAAUCAUGGCUGCAGUGUAUAUAGUAAAAGAGGUCAAUGAUAAAUUUAAGCUACCUGUGCCCAUUCCAAUUGAAAUCAUCAUGACCAUCAUUGCCUGUGGGUGCUCUUUUGGAUUUAAUUUUGAAGAAAGAUUUAAUGUUACUGUGAUUGGAGAGAUGGUGAAGAGAUAUGAACCUCCUUUUGCUCCAAACGUGGACGUGAUGCAAUAUGGUGCAGUAGAUGCCUUCCCUAUAGCUAUAGUGGGCUUUGCUGUGGCCUACUCUGUGGCCAAAGUCUAUUCUGUCAAGCAUGACUAUGUUAUUGAUGGAAAUCAGGAGCUCAUUGCUUUUGGAGUAAGUAAUAUAUUUGGAGCAUCUUUUCGAUCCUUUGCAGCCAGCACUGCACUUUCCAGAACAGCAGUACAAGAAAGCACAGGAGGAAAAACACAGAUAGCAAGUCUAAUCUCAGCAAUUAUAGUGUUGAUCGUCACAGUUGGAAUAGGAUUCCUGCUGGAGCCACUUCCCAGGUCUGUUUUGGGAGCUCUUGUGAUUGUGAACCUCAAAGGCAUGCUGAUGCAGUUUAGAGAGGUCCCAUACCUUUGGAAGAGGGACAAAGCUGAUUUUGUUAUCUGGGUUGGGACAUGUGCAGCCUCUAUUAUUCUGAGCCUGGACCUGGGACUGGCUGUAGGUCUCGGUGUGGAACUGCUCACAGUCAUCUUCCGUACUCAGUUUCCACGUUGCUCUGUGCUGGCCAACAUCAUAGGCACUGAUAUCUACAGAGACCGCAAGGACUAUCACUCUAUUUAUGAACCUGUUGGAGUUAAAAUAUUCAGAAUCCCUUCACCAAUAUUUUUCGCAAACAUUGAGUUCUUCAGGGACAAACUAGUGCAAGCUGUGGGAUUCAUUCCACUCAGAAUUUUGAGAAAGCGGAACAAGGCACUCCGAAAGAUAAAAAAAAUGUUAAAAAAUGGAGAGUUACAAGUAUCACCUAGAGGCUUUGAGUCCAUGGGUUGCACAAUCGAUGAGAAGUCAGAGGAUGAAAGCAACAUGGAGGAUUUAGAUCAGCCAGUAGACUUCUCAGACCUUCCUAUUCAAGUGAAUUGGAGAGCUGAACUUCCUGCAAACAUCUCUGUUCCUCCAGUGGACAUCCACAGUCUUGUCUUGGAUUUCUCUGUUGUCUCCUUCCUUGACGUCUCAGCACUCAAAGGCCUUAAAAUGCUAUUAAAGGAAUUCAUUCGGGUGGAGAUAAAAGUCUACAUUGUUGCAUGUGAUGUGUACAUCUUGGAGAAACUACACAGUUGCAUGUUUUUUGAUGAUGAAAUCACAACGUCCAUGUUCUUUCCUACUCUUCACGAUGCUGUGUUGCACAUUCUGAAUAAGAACUCAGAUGUUCCACAGGUAAAGGAGACAUGCUUCAAAGUGCCAAACUUUCAGACCAAUGGAUUAUAUCAGCGGAAACCUGAAAAUUCAAAUAUUACAAGUCUAUAAAUGUUAUUGAACAUGCAACGGACAUGUAUGUGAUAAAACUGUAUUGUCUUAGUUUUAUUGUUACCAAGUUGUGGUUUAGAUGUCUCUCUGACCACCAAAGGCAAAUACUGAAAGAACCCCAUACAUACCUAUAACACACUAGCAGGAAUAUUGAGCCGUUAAUAGUGGUCCAAUGAAAACAUUUUUCUGACGUAUCAGUGUCAAUUGGUUCAGCUCACCAAUAAGAGAUAACGCUUUCAGCACCAACGGGCUUCUUUCCAAUUUGGUAUAUCUAGUGCGUUACAUAUAUGCUUUUUAAAACUCAAUAAAUAUUCCAGCAUUAGUAUUAGUAUGCUGCUAUAACCACACUUACUAUUAUAAGACUAGGUAUGCGAAUAAAACCAUUUGAGACUCAUGAACACAAUGCUGAUAAAUUUCCGACCACAGCUCUUCAUAUAUCUUUAAAGCAUCAACUCGCUCGAGAUUGACAUAAAUAGUAUACACUGCUCACAAAAAUGAUUUAUUAAUCAAUUAGUCAUCAAGACUAGAUAAGGAAAGGUCAACCCAAUCAAACACUGUUCAUAUUUUUCUUUUCUUGCUUUUUUAAAGCAAACUUUAAUAAAUUUUGUUAAAAAAGA